ACUGGAGGAAACAGAGUACAAGGCACCAGUCGCUGUAUAGAGCUUCUUCCUCUAGGCUGUGAUUGACGGCAGGUGCAGUGUGUGUGUGUUCCUUAACCAGUGCAUAGGCAGCUCAGUCUCAUCCAACUAUCAAGGCUUUCUAUUCCCAGGCCCUGUUAUAUCACAUGGGAAAUCUCAGCUGAUUUUCUGUAGUGAGACCAUGACAAGAGAGAAAAAACAGCUAGAAGGCAGCACCAGUGGAGGGCGUCGGCACCGUGCCUGCAUGUCUAUUACUGGAAACUGCAGCAAUGUCCUGGUAGCUCUCCUCUGCAAGGUUAAUGAGUGGAGAGCUUAAUGUUUGAUCAGCCUGAAAGCCCUCCCAUCCAAGCUCCCAAGCAUGGAUAAAGACUUCCGUUACUAUUUCCAGCACCCGUGGUCCCGCAUUAUAAUCGCUUACCUUGUGACCUUCCUUAACUUUUUAAUGUUUGCGGAGGAUCCUAUAUCUCACAGCCAAACUGAGGCUAAUGUGAUUGUUGUUGGAAAUUGUUUUUCUUUUAUGAUUACGAAAUACCCUGGAGUAGGCUGGGGUGUUUUGAAGGUGAUACUCUGGCUGCUAGCCAUUGUCACUGGGCUUUUCGCUGGAAAGUUCCUGUUUCAUCAGCGAUUGUUUGGUCAUGUGCUUCGAUUAAAAAUGUUUAGGGAAGACCAUGGAUCAUGGAUGACCAUGUUUUUCAGCACUAUCCUUUUUCUCUUCUUUUUUUCACAUAUCUACAAUCUGUUUCUUCUUAUGGCAGGAGGCAUGAGCAUAUACAUUAUAAAUGAAUAUAUGGAUAUCAGAAACGAAAGCUUCAUGAAAGUAGCAGCAGUGGGAACUUGGAUGGGAGACUUUGUAACUGCAUGGAUGGUCACUGAUAUGAUGCUUCAGGACAACCAAUACCCAGAGUGGGGCAAGCCAGCAAGAUGUUUUUGGCGAAGAGGAAAUACACGAAUAAUCUUGUUCUGGACUGUUCUGUUUAGCCUUACCUCUGUUGUUGUUUUGGUUAUUACCACUGACUGGAUAAGCUGGGACAAGCUGAAUUGGGGAUUUUUGCCAAGUGAUGAGGUCUCCCGGGCCUUUCUAGCUUCAUUUAUCUUGGUGUUUGACCUUCUGAUUGUUAUGCAGGACUGGGAAUUUCCACACUUUAUGGGGGAUGUUGAUGUUAACCUUCCAGGAUUGUCUACUGCUCACUUACAAUUCAGAGUUCCAUACCUCCAUCGGAUUUUUAAAGAAGAAUAUCAUAUACGUAUCACAGGUAAAUGGUUUAACUAUGGCAUAAUAUUUCUCGUGCUCAUCCUUGAUCUUAAUAUGUGGAAAAACCAAAUAUUUUACCAGCCAUCCGCUUAUGGCCAGUAUAUAGGUCCAGGACAGAAGAUAUAUACUGUUGAAGACGCUGAAAGUUUACAAAACCUCAACAAGACAACGUUAACGUAUGAAUGGCGAUCAAAUAACACAGACCCAUACACAAACAGGUCCUACGUAGAGGGGGAUAUGUUCUUGCGCAGUAGGUUUAUUGGGUCAAGUCUGAAUGUUAAAUGUCUGGCCUUUAUUCCAAGUCUUAUGGCUUUUGUCUUAUUUGGAUUUUUCAUAUCAUUCUUCGGUCGGUUUAAAAAAAGUGAACAAGGGAUGGAAAAUAAAGACAAAACAUACACACGUAUCAAUAGGAAAUCCCCCUCUGAGCACAGCAAAGAAAUGGGAAUGACUAUUGAGAAUCUGCAGGCGGUCGUGGAGGAACCUUUAUACCUACACGAUCCAACUUUAAUUUCAAUCAGGACAAAAUCCAGUGAAAUCUCAAAUUGUCCUUCUCCUUCACUGACCUCUGAGACACUGAGAUCUUCAGAACAUUGUAUCUGCACUGAAGACUCUGAAAGCUAACUAUGGUACAAAACACAUGGCAAUAAUGAACUGUUCUGUGUGAGGUUUCUUAUUUUGUAAUAGAAAAAAAAUAUAUAUAUAUAUUUAAAUUUGACAGCACUUAACCACUUGUCCUUAAAGGUGCUCACAACUUGCACACUUUUGUAUUGUGCUAUACGUGCCUCUGUUGUAACAUUCCUUAGAAAGUAGUUACACCUCAAUAGUAUACAAGCUAAUGCGACAUUAGUUAGCAUACACAUAUUUACAGAUGAAACGCUGUGCCUUGAUUAUAUCAUACUUUUCUAAACCAUGUUUAACUACUUUUCAUUUUUUUUAUUCACUUUAUGCUUUCUUGAUUUGCAGUUUCGGAAUAAAUAAUAAGUGGAUUUGUGUAAUGUGAUGUUUAUAGGAUAAGUGUAAGUGUAGAUUAGAUUAAGUAUAAAGGAUGCAUAGUGUAUCAGCAGAGUGCAUGAUUGUACUUAUACUAUGACCUUUGGGUUUGGGAGUUAUUAUAUAAGCUAUUGUAAUAUAGUAAAUGCCACAUGUAAGAGAAUAAGGUAACAUUUUAAGGUAACAUUUUGAAGGAUUGUACCAUGUUACAUAGCUCUUAAAGAUAGAUUACUGGUAUAAUGGAUGUUUAUAACUGGAAAAGUCUGUAUCAUUUUGUGAAACUGCAUUUUUUUGCCCCUAAUAAAGGUCCGUGGGGGAGAUAUUUUGAAAGGUUGAACUUGAUAGAAUAAAAAUGCCCAUAUUAACGCUAUAACUAUUCACGGCAACGGUAAUAGGUCUGCCCAAAACAUAUUAAAGUCUUAGGGAAAAAUACAACAAGAAAUGUUACUGCCUUACAUUAUAAUCAGCACAAUGUUCAAGAAAUCAAAUAAUAAAAUGUUACAUAAACCAUA
Xenopus laevis (African clawed frog) is the source of this 2772-nucleotide messenger RNA. It is a transcript of the gene tmem117.S, whose product is annotated as transmembrane protein 117 S homeolog. The coding region runs from base 377 to 1891 and encodes 504 amino acids. The transcript is spliced from 8 exons. Gene Ontology annotation, biological process: intrinsic apoptotic signaling pathway in response to endoplasmic reticulum stress. The record is from RefSeq and is a predicted model, not a curated record. NCBI's taxonomy places the organism in Eukaryota, Metazoa, Chordata, Amphibia, Anura, Pipidae.